GCUACUUCGACUCGGCCGCCAUCGUCUUCGUGUUGUACAGCGAUGCUGACUGACUUUUGCGCAUACCUUGCCAGUGAAUCAUCGUCUUGAAGUGGCCUCGAACUCUUGACCCUCGGGCGCGUAGGCCAGAGGGCCUGAUGGCGACAUGACUGGCGUGCUUAUCGGUAUCGCCGUCGCCCGUAUGCCGCCCCAUUUGUCAGGCUCAGCGACCCGGAGCCUCUUCCCCUUUCCCCCGAGGCACCCUAGCGGUCGUAGCUGUCCUUGACCUCCAUUCUCUUAGCCUACCAUGGCCUUCGGAACGGUGACGCUGAACGACGGGCAUGCGAUUCCUGCAAUUGCCUACGGCACCGGCUCCAAGUGGAAGCAGAAGAGCGUUGUCGAAUAUGUCGCUACGGCAAUCGACACCGGCUUUAGCCACAUCGACACGGCCCAACGUGCGUUGUCCCCAACCUCAUUUCAUUCCCAAGUUGCUUAUAUUUCAUCAGAAUACUCCACCGAACCGGACGUCGGUCAAGCUAUCCGUGAAUCCGGUCUUGCUCGGUCGGACUUCUUCGUGACCACCAAGUUCGGCGGCGGAGAGGUACAGGAAGAGUUCAAUAAGAGCUUGAACAACCUGGGCCUCAAGCAAGUCGAUCUGUACCUCAUCCACUUCCCCACUCCGCGCAUUGUGGGCGAGAAAGGCGUUGCGGGAACAUGGCUCGAACUGGAGAAGAUCAGGAACAGCGGCAGGGCGAAGUGCGAUUGCCUACUGCCUAUCAUCACCCUUGUCGUACUUACAGAAGCUGCUAGAUCCAUCGGUGUUAGCAACUUCCAGGUCAGCCACCUGGAGUCCGUCGCCGAGGUGUCCACCAUCACACCUGCAGUCAACCAGAUCCAUCUGCAUCCCUAUAACUAUGCAGAGAUGAAGCCCGUGCUACAGUACUGUGCGGCCCACGGGAUCGUCGUUGAAGCGUACAGCAGCCUCGACCCCAUAACGAAGUUCCCGGGUGGCCCCGUCGAUGCACCGCUUGUUGCCGCUGCCUCCCGACGCGGCGCUACGCCGGUGCAGGCCCUCUUUCUCUGGGUGCGCGCCAAGGGCGUAGUCAUCGUCACCACCAGCUCAACGAAGGCGCACAUGGAGGAGUAUCUCGCUGUCGGCGACCUUGAACCGCUAACGCCCGAAGAAGUAGCCGCCAUCGACGAGGCUGGGAAGGACGGCCCGCCUCCUGUCACCGCCGUUAUGCUAGCACGCCGUCAGUUGACCGCCCUUGCGCUGUGGCGCGUUGUGAUACAUAUGAUUCUCGCAGUGAUUAUGCUGACCUUGGGGUGGAAAACUGGCUGGCUGCUGGUGAAGGGCUAGAUAGAGGGACGCUCCGGAGAUCAUCGUGAUUGUAUAGGGGGAAUUUGGUGUCGUACUUCGACUGCCCUUGUGAAGCUUGUUGCGCCUGAUUC
Messenger RNA from Schizophyllum commune H4-8, 1431 nucleotides. Its product is annotated as Aldo/keto reductase. NCBI's taxonomy places the organism in Eukaryota, Fungi, Basidiomycota, Agaricomycetes, Agaricales, Schizophyllaceae. The record is from RefSeq and is a predicted model, not a curated record. Bases 287 to 1339 code for a protein of 350 amino acids. Gene Ontology annotation, molecular function: oxidoreductase activity, acting on NAD(P)H as acceptor. The transcript has 7 exons.